This is a messenger RNA of Annulohypoxylon maeteangense, 978 nucleotides long. RefSeq lists its product as uncharacterized. Bases 1 to 744 code for a protein of 247 amino acids. The transcript has 2 exons. The record is from RefSeq and is a predicted model, not a curated record. NCBI's taxonomy places the organism in Eukaryota, Fungi, Ascomycota, Sordariomycetes, Xylariales, Hypoxylaceae.
AUGGAUCCCGGCUCUGUGGCGGACGCGGGGUGGACCAUUGCGGUGGGAGAUCUACUGGGUAGGAUAGAUGUUGAAGAUGUCGAUGCAUCAUGGGUGACGCCUGCUGCUGCCAAGCACUUUUUCACUCCCACCUCGGCGCCUUUCUCGCAUGCAAUUUCCCAAAACGCUUGGAAGCUGGAGGCUCACGUUGAGAGGGAUGAUCACUCUAUUUUAUAUGGCAGAUCAUCACUCUAUCGAUCUAUCUAUGGAUUGUCACCAGCGGCUUCCACCUGGGUUCUUAUGGUUUUUGAGAUCUCUCUUCGCGAUUUCAACCCAGCAGUCUCGAUACCUCGGCGAAUUCCGGUGUCAAGCCCGCUGUCAAUGAUCCUGCGGGGGUUUACACCGAGCAUGACCCAUAUUCCCCACAGCAUUCAUCUUAGGGGGAAAAAGCAAACAGGAAACGAGCUAGCAGCGCCCUCUUCGCGCUUUUAUUGGCUGGGCACCGCCCCCAAAAACAAAUACGCGAUGGAGCCUCUGCGGGGAAGCUCUCAUAGCUCGGUGCGGAGACAAGCUUGUGGGGAGAUUUCUGCUCAUUUAGCACCUGCCAAGGUGGACAAAAAGUCUUUUACCUCUCCCUUUGUUAGAAAGGUCCGUGGAAGCUCCGCGAAAAGGCCGCUGGCUGAAAAGGCAGUAAAACUCUUAGCACUUCCGCUCUCCCCGCCUAAUUUUACUAGACGCCAUCAUGAGGACAAAGAAAAGGCCUAAUUAGCGAAUUAGUCCGUCUUGGAAGCUUAGGGUGACCGAGGGAACGCCGAUUCCAGCGCAUUUUUUGUUCAUUUGGCCUAAAUGAUGGCUUUACGAUUAGACUCCAAUUCCACUGGCUCGAAAUUUUAACGCCUGUUCCUAGAAGCCUAAGCAGGCUGCCAGUGUAUUUUAGGGCGGAGUUAUGGCGGAGUAUAGCGGAGCAUGUCGGAGUUGAAUGAGGUAUGUUGGGGUAUA